ACGUGUCUCCGACGGGGUCUACCGAUCGAGAAUCCAAUUCUUCUCCGCCCCGUAUCUUUUUUCUCUCUUUUCUAACCUCCAUGAACUAGACCAAUUCACCAACGCAAAAAUGGGGUUCACGCUAAAAUCACUUCUCCGCCCGCUCCUCUCCCUCCUCAUCCUCGCGCAGCUGACAUCGGCGCUCCGAUUCGAUCUCCCCGCUGUCUCCGGCCACAGCUCAAAGAAUGAACGGUGCAUACGGAACUUUGUGCUGAAGGAUCAGUUGGUCGUGGUGACGGCAAUUGUUGAUGGGAAUAGGGGGGAUGGACAGAUGGUCAACAUGCACAUCAAGGAUGCUCUUGGCAACGACCACGGCCGUCCGAAGGACGUCACCGGCGAGACUCGUCAGGCCUUCACCUCUCCCGCGGACAUCGCGUUUGAUGUGUGCUUUGAGAACCAGCUCGUUUCGCACAACGCCGUCACCAACCCCUACCGCUCUAUCGAACUCGACAUCGACGUUGGCGCCGACGCCCGCGACUGGUCCAGCAUCCAAGCGCAAGAGAAGCUCAAGCCCGUCGAGACCGAACUACGCCGCAUUGAAGAAAUGGUAGCCGAGGUUGUGAACGAGAUGGAGUACCUGCGUGCGCGGGAGCAGAAGCUGCGGGAUACCAACGAGAGUACCAAUGAGCGAGUUAAGUGGUUUGCGUUUGGGACGAUGGGGAUGCUCAUGGGGCUGGGGGCUUGGCAGGUUGUUUAUCUGCGGGCUUACUUUAGCGACCAUGAAAACGACAAAAGACUACGCCCGGACACAUCGCUCGCCCCCGAGCAUCGCAAAAACCAAACCUCUAAGCCCCCUAACCAAGCCAUCCCCAACACCACCUCCACCAUGACCGGCGACUACCCGAAAGUCGGCGCGAAGAGCGCGCCUCCGGAGAUGCUGAGCUCGGUCGAUCCAAACUACAGACCUGCGGAUCCGUAUCCCGGACGGGUUGAGCAUUUCACGGGUGGACGGCAGGAAUCUGGGGCGCAGAAGCCGGAGCUCGGGGUUGGGGAGAUGGAGGGGAUUAAAUUUAAGGUUGAGCCGUUGAAGAGGAAGGGGGAGGAUGCGGCGACGAGGAGGGCUAGGUUGUUGUAUCAGAGCCGCAAACGCGGAAUUCUUGAAUCCGACCUCUUGCUUUCUACCUUUGCUGACGUCUAUCUCCCCGAGAUGACAACCCAGCAACUUGAGGAGUACGAUCGCUUCCUCGACGAGAACGACUGGGACAUCUACUACUGGGCCACGCAGGACCCACCUGCCGAGUCUGCAGCCACUGACGGCCAGCUCGCAGAACAGCAGACGCAGACCCAAGACACCGUCACGGAGACCUGGAAGCGCACGGGAGCCAAGAGCGGCGAGUGGGCGCAGACUCAUGGCGCCUUCAGGGCUGCGUAUCGGCCUGUUCCGUCGCGGUGGGCGGAGUCGGAGGUUUUGAGGCUGUUGAGGCAGCAUGUGAGAGAUAAGAGCGCAAAGGGGUUUGAGUCUGCAAAGAAUAAGAAGACUGCUGGUGGAGGCUUGGGGAGGAUGCCGAAUAUCAAGACUCCGAUCAUGGCUGAGCAGCUGGUCCUUCGCGGCACCCUCGAGGGUCACAAUGGCUGGGUUACUUCCCUGGCUACCUCUUUGGAGAACCCCAACAUGCUGCUCUCGGGCAGUCGCGACAAGUCCCUGAUCAUCUGGAACCUUACCCGCGACGAGCAGGCCUACGGUUACCCCAAGCGCAGCCUCCAGGGUCACUCUCACAUCGUCUCUGACUGUGUGAUCUCCUCUGACGGUGCCUACGCUCUUUCCUCCUCGUGGGACAAGUCCCUCCGUCUCUGGGAGCUCGCCAGCGGUGCCACCACCCGCACUUUCGUCGGCCACAACAACGACGUCCUCUCCGUCUCUUUCUCCGCCGACAACCGCCAGAUUGUCUCCGGUUCUCGUGACCGUUCCAUCAAGCUCUGGAACACCCUGGGUGACUGCAAGUACACCAUCACCGACAAGGGCCACACCGAGUGGGUUUCUUGCGUGCGCUUCAGCCCCAACCCCCAGAACCCCGUCAUCGUCUCUGCUGGCUGGGACAAGCUUGUCAAGGUUUGGGAGCUCGCUUCCUGCCGUCUCCAGACCGACCACAUCGGUCACACCGGCUACAUCAACACCGUCACCAUCUCCCCCGACGGUUCUCUCUGCGCCUCCGGCGGCAAGGACGGUACCACCAUGCUCUGGGACCUCAACGAGUCCAAGCACCUCUACUCUCUCCACGCCGGCGAUGAGAUCCACGCCCUCGUCUUCUCCCCCAACCGCUACUGGCUCUGCGCUGCCACCGCCACCAGCAUCACCAUCUUCGACCUCGAGAAGAAGAGCAAGGUCGACGAGCUCAAGCCCGAGUACAUCGAGAAGGGCAAGAAGAGCCGUGAGCCCGAGUGUGUUUCCCUGGCCUGGAGCGCUGACGGACAGACUCUGUUCGCUGGUUACACCGACAACAAGAUCCGUGCUUGGGGUGUUAUGUCGAGGGCAUAGAUGGGAGAUGUCGUGAUGAUGAAUGGAAGCAAUUAAAAAGUGUGUGGAGGGGACCUUUUUUCUUUUUAAUCUGUUUAUUUAUUAUCAUGUCUCUAUUUUGAUAUAAACAGAGCAACACUACAAGCAAAAAUUCUCAAAAAAGAACUAAAAAGACAUGCGGGCUGGCAUAUAUCGGAAUGUAUGAGCCAUGAUGGAAUGACAGUAAACUAU
This is a messenger RNA of Aspergillus glaucus CBS 516.65, 2725 nucleotides long. RefSeq names its product 40S ribosomal RACK1 domain-containing protein. Gene Ontology annotation, biological process: rescue of stalled cytosolic ribosome; positive regulation of protein phosphorylation; protein-FAD linkage. The transcript has 9 exons. The record is from RefSeq and is a predicted model, not a curated record. Gene Ontology annotation, cellular component: nucleus; cytosol; mitochondrion. Bases 110 to 2515 code for a protein of 801 amino acids. Gene Ontology annotation, molecular function: translation regulator activity; ribosome binding; protein kinase C binding. Lineage: Eukaryota; Fungi; Ascomycota; Eurotiomycetes; Eurotiales; Aspergillaceae.